Molecule: messenger RNA, 3664 nt
Organism: Daucus carota subsp. sativus
Lineage: Eukaryota; Viridiplantae; Streptophyta; Magnoliopsida; Apiales; Apiaceae
Exons: 2
Coding region: 1694-3664 (656 amino acids)
Molecular function (GO): zinc ion binding; nucleic acid binding
Source: RefSeq, a predicted model, not a curated record
CAGAAUUCAAGUGUGCCUCUGAUAUGAACAUUUUAGUCAAGCUGUGUGAAAUCAUUAGGCCAAGGUGAGUGUGAACUUUUUUUUCUGUGAAGCCAGUUUCUUAUUUUUAUUAUUGAAACUUGCUAGAAUGCACAAUCAUCUCAAGUGCUCUGCUCGCUAGACUUGGCAACAAAUUAUAACAUCAUCAUAGCCAGACUGUUUUAAAAGGCUUGUGCACCAGCUCCGACAUGGCAAUUGAAAGAUAGUGAAGCACAUGUGUCACAAGAUAAAUACAAAUGGCAACCAGAUAUGUAUUACAGAAGCGAUCUCGUUUAUCAUGUUAUGGAGUACUGCCUCUAAGAUGCAGGGGUCACUGCAGAUGAUCAUAUGCUUAUAGCUUGACGAAGCAACCAAAAAGGUACAAACACAGACAAAACACACACUGAUAUAUCCUUUGAUACUCUCAAGGUUUUGAUGAUGACACUAACAGCAAGCUAAUAACAUGAAACUGAUAUGUGUGAGCAUGCUAUCAAAGGUUGUUUAUGCGUACUAACAGUAUUUCAGGAUGUUAGCAUGAUUAUAGCUGUCAGCAAGCUUACAGGAAUAUUUACAAGCUAUCAGCAGGCUUACAGCGUGAACAGAGAAACAAUCGGAUAAAGAUCAAAGUCUAUUCUCAAGGAGAAUUAAUAGGAAACGACUUUGUAAGGAUUCUAAUAUUUGUAUAUAUCCUAUAUAAAUAUUAGAGCUCAGUUUUAUAAAGAGUUUCAUUCAAAAACGUUUUCCUAACAAAUAGGAGAUUUUAUUUCAAAUCGAUUUUAUCUUUAACAAACUCCUACUUUGUUUCAAACGGGUUUUAGUUUAAAUGUCUUACUGAGAUGAUUUCAAACGUAACUUAUCCUUUACUCAGUAAUCUUACUUCAUUCAAACGUUCAUCAUUCAAUUCAAAUUUAAACGUGAGGUUGUUACCAAGAUCGUUGGGAAAUUUGUUGGAUUAUGACCGUUGGUAUGAUGUAUAUAAAUUUGUGUGUGCUUUCAUUUUCGGUAGAGAACAAGGAGAACACACCAAGCUUUCUGAAAUACAACUCUAUACAUUGCUAAAUCUUUUAUUGAGCUCUAGUACUUAUAUUUGCAUAUAUAUCUAUAUUGAGAGUUCAUAGUUUCGGUUGUAUUACACUUAUUCAUUGUAUUGUUCAAGGUGUAAUGUUUUGUUGCUGUGUAUCCAGCUUGUGAAACAAGGGAACAAGGGAACUAGUUAGCUAGAAGAGUAUACUUGGGAAGUAUAGGUCUUGGUAGGCUUUUGGUUCGUGGUUCAGGGGUUUCAGCAGGCUGAUAACAGGAACAAGGGAGAAAGGGAGUUAUAUUAUUGAAUCUUGUAAUCGUUGAUAUUAUUGAUUAAUAAUAUAAUCUCUUACCAGUUGGUAGGGGACCAGGACGUAGACCAUUAGGGUUAGGGGUCGAACCUGGCUAAAAUUCUUGGUGUUGCUAGCAUACUGCUUUACAUUAUCUGCAUUGCAUUUAUCUUAUUAGCAGGCUAACAGUUUACUCUGAAAAUUAACAGCAGGCUGUCUUUGACAGAUUAAUUAUUCGGUAACUUAUAAAAAUCGGGUAUAUUAGCCAUAACACCUAUUCACCCCCCCUCUAGGUGUGUAAUUUCAAUUGGUAUCAGAGCUGUGUUUGUACUAAUACUUCUGUAACAGGAAUAGUAUCGAUCGAUAUGGCUGAUAACUUUCAGGGAAAGUCCGAUUUUAGAGCUCCUCUCCUCACGGGUUCUGACAACUACAAUUGGUGGAAAGGCCAAAUGGAGGCUCAUCUAUCCAGAGAUCCCCUAAUGCAAAGAGUUGUGCAAAGAGGUCCUUAUGAAUAUCUGGAUGGCAAUGGCAAAGUCAAGGACGUUGAUGUUCUCACAACGGAUGAGCUAUCAAAGGUUGCUGCCAAUGGAAAAGCAAGGAGUACAUUGAUCAAUGGGCUGAAUCAAGCUGAAUAUGACAAGGUCUCUUCUCUCAAAACAGCAAAGGAAAUUUGGGAUGCAUUGGAGACAUAUCAUGAAGGCUCAAAAGGUCUAAAGAAGGUCAAGCUCGGAAAGCUCAUGAAAGAAUUUGGAAGCUUCGCUAUCAAGAAGGGAGAAUCCAUUCGUGAAAGUCAAGCUAGAUUCCAAGUUACUCUUAACAGCCUUGAAAGACUUGGCAAAAAGAUUCCUCAAUCGGAAAUCAACAUGAAUAUUCUAAAUGCAGUUCCAUUUGAAUAUGGUGCCAAGGUCACAGCAUUGGAGUCAGCUCUCAAUAUUGAUACUAUGGAUCACCUGGCUAUAUUUGCUGAGUUGGAACAAUUUGAAGCUAAGAUUGAAGCUAACAGCUCAGAAAGCAGCAAGCUGCCAACAGAGAAAAUGAAGAAUCUUGCACUUCAUUCUACUGCCAGCAGGCUGGAAUCAGAUGAGGAAACAGAAUCAGAUGAGGAUCUAGCUCUUAUGUCCAGAAAAAUCAAGAGAAUGAUUGAAAAGAAGAAUAAGAUGAAAAGAGAAAAGGGCAAAGCUUUUGGUGCAAAGAAAGAUCCAAAAGAUGAUGCAUGUUUCGAAUGUGGCAAGAAAGGACAUUUCAAAAGGGAUUGCUACAAGCUGAAAAACAAGUCUAAGCCGUCUAAACAGCAAGCUGAUUACAAGAACAAGAAGAAAUCAAAGGCACUUCUCACAUGGAGUGAUGAUGAAGACGAAUCAGCUUCUGAUGUUUCAAGUGAUGAGAUGGUUAACUUGGCUCUUGUUGGUCUCGAUGGCUCAAUAGAGACAACCGAUUCAGAUUCAGAGACUAAUAGUGAGGUACAUUCUAUUAAUUCUGAAUUACAUUCUAUUGAUACAACAUCUUGUGAACUAACCAUGCAGGAUAAGAGUUGUUUAUCAAUUAUGGAACUCAUUGAUCUAAAGAAUGAGAACUAUGAGCUCGAGAAAGAAAAUGUUCAUUUGAAGAAAGUCAUAGGUGAUUUCUUGAAUGAAAAGAGUGCCAAGGCAAGCAGUGGAAUCAUUGCUACUCUCAAGGAACAAAUCUCACAACUUGAAGGGAACAACAUGCAAAUCCAAAGAAGGAAUGAUACACUCAUGAAGGAACUCAGCUCGCUGAGAGCAGAUCUUAAAUCUAAGGAUGCUAGCUUGGAGGCAUUCGAGUUAAGCAAAGCUCAAAGCUUAGCCGAAAUCUCUAUUCAAGCUGAAAAGAUCAGAUCAUUGGAGCAAGAAGUCAAAGAUCUUCAGAAAGCCAUGGGAAAGUUUGUUCAAGGAGAAGAAAGUCUCAAAUCUAUAAUGAAACAAGCUAAAGGUUCUCAUGACAAAGGAGGCAUUGGUGCAGCCUCUACAUCCACAUCAUCAAUGAGAUAUGAAGGGAAAAAUGGCAUUCCAUACAAUUAUGCCAUGCCUUGGGUGACUUGUCACAAGUGUGGAAAGAAGGGCCAUCUUGCUAAUAACUGUCCAAUGAAGAAUACUCAAUCAGCAAGCUGGAGAAGGAAGUCAGCUCACAGACAGUAUGCUGACAACACAAACAGACAGAAGACAGCUCCUAGACAGUAUGCUGACAAGACUGGCAGAACAUGGAAGAAGAAUUCUAAAGUGGUCCAAAUGUGGAUCAAGAAAUCUGAUCUAAAUGUUCUAUAUGUUUUAUCAUCUAACACUGCUGGACCCAACAAAAUUUGGGUACCAAAACGUUGA